Messenger RNA from Triticum aestivum (bread wheat), 1736 nucleotides. Its product is annotated as RNA-binding KH domain-containing protein PEPPER. Bases 121 to 1470 code for a protein of 449 amino acids. Lineage: Eukaryota; Viridiplantae; Streptophyta; Magnoliopsida; Poales; Poaceae. Gene Ontology annotation, molecular function: RNA binding. The record is from RefSeq and is a predicted model, not a curated record. The transcript is spliced from 6 exons.
CACACCCAGAUCUCGUGCACCUCCUCCUCAUCCCCUUCCUUCCACUUGACAGGUCUCUCCACACCCGCGGCUGCAGUCCACACCCAAACCCUAGCCGUCGCGUCGGCAGCUUCCACCGCCAUGGACGACCCCGCCGCCGCAGCCACCGCCGCCGCCACGGAGGUUGGUGCGCCCGCAUCCCCGCCCCCGCCGGCCGCCGAGGAGGCCGAUGCCUCGGCGGAGGCGGAGGCCGUCCCGGAGGCGAAGAGGUGGCCCGGGUGGCCUGGGGACAACGUGUUCCGGAUGGUUGUGCCCGUGCUGAAGGUCGGGAGCAUCAUCGGGCGGAAGGGCGAGCUCAUCAAGCGUCUCGUGGAGGAGACCAAGGCCAGGGUCCGCGUCCUCGAGGGCCCUGUCGGCGCCACCGAGCGCAUUGUUUUGGUGUCUGCAAAAGAAGAUCCGGGCUUGGAGCUGCCUCCAGCUGUGGACGCUCUGAUUAGAGUUUUUAAACGUGUCAAUGGAAUAACAGAUGGAGCUGCUGAAGGUACCCAGACAGCUGCUGCACCUGGUGUAUGUGCUGCCCGGUUGGUGGUUCCUGGAGCUCAAGCAAUUAACCUCAUUGGGAAGCAAGGUGCUUCAAUUAAGGCAAUUCAGGAGGGCACAGGUGCUACAAUAAGGGUUAUAUCAGUAGAUGAUCGAGAUCGGCCUUUCUAUGUAUCUGACGAUGAGAGGAUAGUUGAGAUACAGGGUGAAACAGAGAAAGUUCUAAAAGCACUGCAAGCAGUUUCUAAUCAUCUCCGGAAGUUUUUGGUUGACCAUAGUGUACUUCCAUUGUUUGAAAAGACUAAUGCCCCAGUAAGUCAAGAUCGCAGUGCUGAAACUUGGAAUGAUAUGCCACAUCAUUCAAUUGUUUCUACACAAGUAAAUCAACAACCUGAAGUGCGUGAUGAAUAUGUUCUUCCAAUGAAAAGGGACCAUUUAUAUCUUGAACGGGAGCCGCUGGUAGAACAUAACAUUCAUCGCUCAGGUGUGUCAUUAUAUGGGCGAGAUCCUGCCUUGUCAGCAUUACGACCUUCUGGAAUGCAUGGUGCUGGCCCUCUACUUACACAGAUAACACAAACCAUGCAAAUCCCACUUACCUAUGCAGAAGAUAUCAUAGGAGUCAAAGGAGCGAACAUUGCAUACAUACGGGCUAACAGUGGUGCUGUUGUCACAAUUCAAGAGAGUUUGGGAAGCCCUGAUGAUAUAACUGUUGAAAUAAAGGGGACGUCGUCCCAAGUACAAUCUGCCCAACAGCUUAUCCAGGACUCCCUGGCUGCGCACAGAGAACCUGUGAGGAGCAGUUACGCAGGAUUAGAUCCGUUAUAUAGGUCCAGCUACCCGUAUGGCAGCUCGGCCUACCCGUCAUCAUCGCUGCCAUCUUAUUCUAGCAUGGACGGGAGUGGAUAUUCAUCGUCAGGUCUCGGUGGUUACGGUUCCACUUACCGCUACUAAGCUGGUAGCUGUUUGCCAUCAAGCUAGCGGCCACCCUGUAUCCGCUCCUGGGUCAUCGUUGUGUAUGUCAGCAAUAGUUUGCUCUGCUGGCUUCAUGUUCCUCAGGGUGGUACUGUUAUAGUCGUAUUGAAUCAGGGUGCGUGUUUUAGUGUCUACUUGGUUUGUAGAUGUUCUUAUUUCGAGGAAGUCUGUUCUAGUCUUUCUGUGUGCUGACUGAUUUGAUGAUAAUCUGCCUAUGCCCAAAGGAAUGUAAUUCAACGUGUUCA